AUGGCAGACAUUCAGGCCCUUCGGCGGCUUAUCCAGACUCAUCCGCUCAUCGACAACCAUGCACACAACAUCUUGAGCGCUGAAUAUGCGGCAGACUACAGCAAAUACCCCCUCGAGAGCGUCGUAUCCGAGGCCCAGGGCGACGCUCUCCUCCAGGAUGGCUGCAAGUCUCUUCCGCAUAUCAGAGCCCUCAGCCAGUUGGCGAGCUUGUACGGCUGUCCUGCAGAGUGGAAUGCCAUCAAAGCUGCCAGAGAAGAGGCGAUUGAAGACGACUAUGGAAAGCUGGUGAAGAAAUGUCUCCAUGGGACACAUAUGCUUCUCCUGGACGACGGUUUGGACCUUACCUACUCAGAGCCGUACGAAUGGCAUGACCGGUUCACUCCUGGAGCCACGAGGAGGAUCGUCCGUAUCGAAACUCUGGCUGCCUCGAUCCUGAAGAUACUGUUGCAAAAGGCCACAGGGAACGAGUUCCCUGUCGAUACCACACCCGGAACUGGAGAUGAAGAUGGCCUUAUUAUGGGGAAAUAUUCUGCUACACAGCUCCUAAGCAUCUUUGAGGUGGCCUUUAGGAGUCGAAUCAGGGCAUAUCUAGAGGACUUGGAUGUUGCUGGGUUCAAGUCCAUUAUCUGCUACCGGUCUGGCCUAGCUGUCAAGAAGCCAGCAACCGAAGAUGUCCUACGGAGUUUUAAUGCUUAUUUCCAGUCAAUGUCGACAGAUGGGAAUAGCCGUAUCGAUAGCAAACCAUUGAACGACUAUUUGAUACUGUCUGUCUUUAAUAUAAUCCGGCAAUAUCAAAUCACCUCAGGGAGGACGAAGCCGGUCCAGUUCCAUACAGGCCUGGGUGAUUCAGACAUAGAACUGAGCCUCUCUGAUCCUGCUCUUCUACAGCCUGUGAUUGAGGAAUACGACACCAUUAAGUUUGUUCUACUUCACUCGUCGUACCCGUUUACACGGCAAGCAGGAUACCUGGCCAGUACCUUUAAAAACGUCUACUUGGACCUCGGAGAAGUAUUCCCAAUGAUCAGCCGGGAUGGUCAGAUAUCAGUCAUCCGUCAGGCCUUGGAAUUAGUGCCUACGUCUAAACUUCUCUGGAGCACUGAUGGUCACUUUCACCCUGAGACCUUCUGGCUGUCUAACCUUCAGUUUAGACAAGCGUUAGAAUCGGUAUUCACUGAGUACGUAUACAAAGGAGACUUUACCAUUGAGCACGCGGCAGACUCAGUUAAGGAUAUCCUGUUCAAUAACUCUAACGAGCUAUACGGCCUUGAACAGAGGGUAAGUUUCGAGACCAUUUCAAAUCUUCAGCGGACUGAGGAGACGCCGUUCCCCGAGCUAUUCCCCCGGGAAUCAUCAGAAACUGCUCUCCAAACAGCCCAAAGAUUUACUUCUCUCUACGCUAACAUUGACUUCUACUGGCUCCAAUUCGUUGAUUACACGGCCACCGUUCGCGUUCGUAUGCUCCCCGCUUGCCAAUUCCACCGUAUCCUACAGGGAAAGUCUAUCGGAAUCACUACGGCUCUUAUGAAUUUACUCCAGAAUGAUACGUUAGGUGAACCCGGUGCUUUGACUGCUGGCCAGUUCCUCUUAAGGCCCGAUGUCACCACUCUAUCCCCUAACUUUAAAAGGUCUGGCCCUCCUAAUAGCGCAACGAUAAUGACAUUUUGGAAAACUUCAGAGGGCAAACCCUUGGAAGGCUGCCCGCGAACUAUGGUACAGAAUAUGGUCGACAAGUGCAAAUCCGAAUUUGGAGUUUCUCUGCUCCUAGGAUUUGAAGUCGAGGUGGUAUUCAUGAAAACAUCCGGUGCGGAGCGAGACCAUGGCUACAACUAUCUUGAAGCAGAAGACUAUUUCACCCCAUGGGUUCUCAAUCAUUCAUGGUCAAACAUGACGUCGGAUACAAGGACAGCACUGCCCCUUGUGGAAGAAAUAGCUUCAGAGCUACUAUCCCUAGGUAUUGAAAUUGAGCAGUUCCACGCCGAGUCAUCUCCAGGACAAUUCGAAUUUGUGCUUCCUCCGGCUCGGCCUCUGGCCUCUGUCGAUUUACUCAUCAGAGCUCGACAGGUCAUUGUCACCGUUGCCGAAAGAUACGGUGUUCGAGCAACUCUAUACCCUAGGCCCAGCCCCACUCAUGCUGGGACUGCAUCUCACGUCCAUAUAUCAGUCACGCCACCUACACGCGAAGAUAGCUUCCUUGCUGGGAUGCUAAAACACUUUGCAUCCGUUUUGGCAUUUACAUUCCCUCAAAAGGCAUGCUAUGAGCGUGUUUUGCCUGGUAUAUGGGCUGGUGGAAUCUGGGUUGCGUGGGGAGAUCAGAAUCGAGAAACACCCAUUCGCAAAAUUAGCGAGGGACAUUGGGAAAUCAAAUCCAUGGAUGGUAUGUCGAAUCCGUAUCUGGCUAUGGCCGCGGUGAUUGGCGCAGGAUAUCUGGGUAUGAAAAAGGGGUUAAAGUUAGAAAUGAAAGCAUGCAAUGUUGACCCUGCAGACUUGAGCGAUGCAGAGCGUACGGAACUAGGGAUAACUACGGCCCUUCCCAGAUCAAUCGAAGAGAGUAUUGAGGCCUUGAAGGCAGAUUCAGCACUCCAAGAUUUUCUUUAA
This is a messenger RNA of Microsporum canis CBS 113480, 2595 nucleotides long. RefSeq names its product developmental protein FluG. The record is from RefSeq and is a predicted model, not a curated record. Gene Ontology annotation, molecular function: hydrolase activity; glutamine synthetase activity. Lineage: Eukaryota; Fungi; Ascomycota; Eurotiomycetes; Onygenales; Arthrodermataceae. The transcript is spliced from 4 exons. Bases 1 to 2595 code for a protein of 864 amino acids.